CAGGGGUUGUCUUCAAUGUCCAGUGUCCUUUUUAGGUGGCUGUUCCUCAACUCUCAUUUUGAAUGUCGUGGCACCCACAGUACCGCAGAUCCAAGUUCCGCCAUGUGUUUGGCAAAGCCGCCAGCAAGGAAAAGUGCUAUGACUGUGUGCCCAUCACCCUCAACGUCCAUGACAACCACUUCUGUGCUGUGAACCCCAGCUUCAUCGCGGUGGUGACUGAGUGUGUGGGUGGUGGUGCCUUCCUCGUCAUUCCCAUCAAGCAGACAGGCAGGCUUGACCCACAUUAUCCCAAAGUAUGUGGGCACAAAGGAAAUGUUUUGGACAUCAAGUGGAAUCCAUUCAAUGACUUUGUAAUAGCUUCAUGUUCAGAAGAUGCCACAGUUAAAAUCUGGGACAUCCCAAAUCAGUUGCUAAAAAGAAACAUUACCAUUCCGAAGAAAGAACUUUUUGGGCAUACUCGAAGAGUCAGUCUGAUUGAAUGGCAUCCCACGGCUGAUAACAUCCUCUUCAGCUCUGGCUAUGACUACAAGAUAAUGAUCUGGAACCUUGAUGCCACGGACACUGUUCUUUCAAAGCCAGUGAAGAUUAUUGAUGCUCACAAAGAUGUGGUCCUCUCCAUGUCAUUCAACACAGAUGGCAGUCUCCUUGCCACUGCUUGCAGGGACAGAAAGAUAUGUGUGAUAGACCCUUGUGCUGGAACAGUCCUACAGGAAGGAAGCUACAAGUCUCACAGAGUCAAUAAAGUCGUAUUCCUUGGAAACAUGAAAAUGCUGUUUUCUACUGGAAUGUCUCAGUGGAAUAAUAGGCAAAUUGCAUUAUGGGAUCAAAAUGACCUUUCUGUGCCUUUACUGGAGGAGGAUCUGGAUGGCUCCUCGGGACUACUGUUUCCCAUCUAUGACUCUGACACAUGCAUGAUUUAUGUGGUGGGAAAGGGUGAUGGAAACAUACGGUACUAUGAGAUAAGUCCUGAGAAACCAUACCUGCACUACCUGAUGGAAUAUCAUUCUCACUUACCACAGAAGGGAGUUGGAAUGAUGCCAAAGAGAGGUCUUGAUGUGACAGCUUGUGAAAUUUUCCGUUUCUACAGACUGAUUUCAACUAAAAACCUGAUUGAGCCCAUUUCCAUGAUUGUGCCUCGACAGUCGGAAUCAUACCAGGCAGAUAUCUACCCCCUGACUGCAGCAGCCCAACCAACACUGACAGCAGAAGAAUGGCUCACCGGGAUUAACAGAGGGCCUCUCUUGAUAUCCUUGAGAUCAGGCUCUGAAGCUGUGAAGUCCCUACCACAGUUUCUUGAGCCAGAGCCCUUCAUGGAAGCUACUAACCUGAGCCAGCAACCAGGAGCGCAAGGAAGGAUGUCACUGGAGGACAAGCAGAAGCCAAGAGAGAUUGAACGUAGCAGAAAAAGGCUGAAAGUGGAGGAGAGUCUGCCAGAAGAUGAGCAAAUAUGCCUCUCCAAUGCCUUUGACAUAUCUGAGUGUCCACCACCAAAAACUGAAAAUGAGCUUUUACAGAUGUAUUUCCGGCAACAGGAAGAAAUCCGUCGACUAUGUGGAUUGGUAAUCCAGAGAGGUAUCCGAAUUAAACAGCUGGAGCAGGAGCUCAGAAACCCCUGCAUGGACACAGGCAACUACUGAGGUUGCUGGCCUACAGCUCUUUGUACCCCUGGACACAGGGGGAGACUCCAUUUCCUGCAGAUAACUCCUCCUAGGUUUUUUACUGGGGGUAAAAUUGAUAUUUCAGGCAGCAUGGACUUCCCUGGCUUGUGGUGGUCACAUUUCCCUAAUCAUCACUAGACAGUUUUUAAUAGACUUGCUGUGCGUCUUCAGGCUCCCCUUGCUUACCUGCUCACCAAUAUCAGAAGCUUGUGUAUUAAUGCUAGUGAGAGACUUUGGAAAAUCUUGCUCUUCUGGUCCUGGAGAAGCUACAUGUUAAGCUCUAGGAAUGACCUGUUUUGCUGGCCCUCCACAUGACAGGAGAAUGAGAGACUGAAGGCUUCUUUUCUUGCCCUGGGGACCAGCAAUGUGGCUCCUGUGGCUGCUGUCCCCUUGCCCAGGGAGUUCAAAGGCACCUCUAGCUCCAAAGUGAUCCUGAUGCACUUCUCUCACCUUACAGCUUGGCCCUGCCCCCAGGUUCAGGAAAGCUGUGGCUGCCCUGACCUGGUGCUGGGGAUAGUCCCGCUCCGGGGGCUGCACUGGGGAUGCCAAGGGCCGGCACUCUUGUGAUAGGAAAAGAAGAGUCAGUGUUGGAUGUCCUACUUUAAAAAGGUCAUGGUGUGGGCUAGCUCUUACCAGAGAAGCUGAAUAAUCUAUGUGUCCUAUGAGUUAGUGGCCUUCUUUCCCUUCUUCUGCCAAAGACCAGCUGCAGUCAACUGGGGGUCAUCAGAGAUUGAGAACAUUUAAAGCUGCACAGUGUUGACAGUGGGGGAAUUUGCUAAGAGGAUUUAAAAGAAUGAAUGGGGAGUUGGGCCCUGAGCCCACUGCAGGCAUUUCAGCAAUGGUGCUAGAAGUGUUGUGUCAACCACAGUAAGAUCACAGGGCUGUGGCCAGUCAUUAACAGCCCUCCAGGGUUGCUGGAGUAUCAGUCCUUAAUGACUGCAGCUGCUGCUUCCUUCACUCCCAGGUGCCAGCACCUUGUCCCAUUCCUGCAGCUGUCUACAGCUGCAGGUUCCCUCUUGCCAGCUAUGUGGUCCAGCCCCCUGCAUCUUCCCAGGCUGCUCAGCCUUCCUCAGCCCUGUGGCCACAUUGAUCUGUGCCCUUCAGCACCACCUCUCUGGCUCAAUGCUGGACCUUAUAGAGAUGUCUCAAACCCAGACAAAGCAAGCAAACACUGUUUAACCUGUAACUGUGCACCUCUAUUGUGGUACACAGAAAUCAUGGAAUCAACUAGGUCCAGGGGAUACGUCUAGGACACAUCCUUGUCACCAGAUGUGUUUUAUUGGCUGCAUUUUUUUGCUUAUUUUUUAAUAUAAAAUAAAUUGUUUAAAUUAUUUCCAAAAUAAAGUAAUUUUUCAUGGGGAUUUUUACAUUCUCUUGAGGUAUGUUUCUUAUUCUAUGACUGACUAGCAUAGAGAAUGGUUGGCCACUAUGGUUCUUAUCCUUGGGCUUUGUUGAUUUCAGCAUUUAUGGAAAAGAAGGUGCUUUUCUUUAGGCUUUAGUGAGACUUAAUUUAAUCAAAACUUCUUUUUUAGAAAGUAUGCCUGUAAAAGCGUGGACUGUGAAAUGUAUUUAAAUUUGGAGCUUAACUGCAACCAUUAAUCUUGCACUGGAAAAAAACCUUGAGGAAAUGGAGUUAUGCAUUCAUGAUCUGUGCCUAAAUAGUAUUGAGUGAUCAUUCUAACAGUUUCAAAACUCCCGAAAGCUUUGUAAAAAACUGUUGAACAUGGGGAUAAAAGACAAAUCUGUGCAAUGAAAAGCAAAUAUAACUGAAUAAUAAACAUAGAGAUUUACAUUUUGA
Molecule: messenger RNA, 3456 nt
Organism: Vidua chalybeata
Lineage: Eukaryota; Metazoa; Chordata; Aves; Passeriformes; Viduidae
Gene: CORO2A
Product: coronin 2A
Exons: 12
Coding region: 63-1637 (524 amino acids)
Biological process (GO): actin filament organization
Molecular function (GO): actin filament binding
Source: RefSeq, a predicted model, not a curated record